Messenger RNA from Sinocyclocheilus anshuiensis, 460 nucleotides. RefSeq names its product cilia and flagella associated protein 144 (gene cfap144). Gene Ontology annotation, cellular component: ciliary base. The record is from RefSeq and is a predicted model, not a curated record. Bases 53 to 460 code for a protein of 135 amino acids. The transcript is spliced from 4 exons. Lineage: Eukaryota; Metazoa; Chordata; Actinopteri; Cypriniformes; Cyprinidae.
GUGAUCAUACUAGCAAACAUUAGCAACUAAAAAAUAUUUGAUAACACUAAAUAUGGCAAACCCUAAAGAAAAAGACCCUGUGGACAUAGUUCACCAGAAUGCUAUUCAUGUCGAGACAAUAAUGAAGGAGCUGAGACACCAGAAGCUUUACACUGAGUUUAAUAUCAACCCCUUCAAGAAACUGCACAUUCUGACUGACAAGCCCGUGUCCAACAUCACCUACAGAAAAGAAGAGGAGGACCCUGUUUUCGUCCAGGCUAUACGCAGGGCCCAUCUGGAGCCCACAAAAAAGUACUCUCACCCCCAGACUGAAGCACAAGAGAUAGGAUGGAUAUCAAGUCCUUUAAUUGCCUCAGAUCGUAGUGACAGAAGAUUAAAUUUUCCACGGCAGAACUCUGAAAUCACUAAGUACAUGGACGCUGCAUGGCGAUUGAAGGAGCAGACACAAAAUUUGGGAUGA